This is a messenger RNA of Triticum dicoccoides, 1881 nucleotides long. RefSeq names its product acyl-coenzyme A thioesterase 13-like. The coding region runs from base 33 to 593 and encodes 186 amino acids. Lineage: Eukaryota; Viridiplantae; Streptophyta; Magnoliopsida; Poales; Poaceae. The record is from RefSeq and is a predicted model, not a curated record. The transcript is spliced from 3 exons. Gene Ontology annotation, molecular function: fatty acyl-CoA hydrolase activity.
GAUCGUCAGCAGAGUAGCGGGAGCAGCUGGGUAUGGUCGACUCCCCAGGAUUAGCUCGUGCUCAUGACGUCCUGCGCGUGAGCGCCGACAACCGCGCGCGGGUGGACGCGCUCUCCUCCGCCGCGUCCGCAUACGUAUCGGCGGCUUCUCCUCAUCUGUCGCCGAGUUUCUUCGAGGGGUUCGCGCUGCGCAGGAUCCGCGUCCUCAGCGUCCACCCGGGGAUCAUCCACUGCUCCUACCACGUCCCUCCAAGCCUCACCGACUCCAGCACCGGCUGCCUCGCCGCCGGCGUUGUGGUGGCCCUAGUGGACGAGAUCGGCUACGCCGCCGCCAUCUCCCACGCCCAAAACUUCAAGGUCUCCGUGGACAUGUCCGUCGCCUUUCCCGAUCUCUCCCAGGCCCGCGCAGGGGACCGCCUGAGCAUAACGGCGAGGGUGCUCGGGCACAAGGGCGCCUACUCCGGCACGCACGUGCUCCUCACCAACGCCAGCACCGGCAAUGUCGUUGCCGAGGGCAGGCACUCCAUCUUCGGUAACCUGAAGAAAGCACCGCUCAAGCCAGCAGCCACUACUAGUCUUAAAAGCAACUUGUGAUUCUGCCGACGGGGCUUGCCUGCGCCCCCGGCGUGCGCCCAUCGGUGCGCCGCUGACACGCGUCACCCAUCCAUGCCUCCGCCUUCCGUGGCCCUUUUUAGCCGCAGAAAAAAAAACCUGAAAAUACCCAUCGACUAGUACAACGCUGCCCCGUCGUAUUCCUCACCUCUUUCACUUCCCGUAGAAAAAAUGCUACUGUAGUACUACUGCCUUCUUUCCCCUCGAGAACUCAGACAUGGAGCAAGCAUGGAGGACGGAGAGGAUGAAGCCGUCGGAUGUCCUCCCCUUGCAGCCGCGCCCCUUUCCCUCUCACCGGAUGGCAAUUCCCCCCGCCGGUGGCCUCAUCCUUGUCUCGCCGGACGCGCAGCGGAUCACCAGCUCGAGCGCUCCGUCCCGGACAUGGAGGAGCUGGAUCCUGGGAGCUGAGCUCCGCGACGCGCCUGACCAGCUCGAGCGCUCCAGCCCGGGACCGGGAGGAGGUGGAUCCUGGGUGGCGCAGCUGUCUCGAUUAGCUCGAGCGCGGCAACUCGUACCCGUACAUGGAGGCGGUGGAUCCCGGGUGGCGCAGCCGCUGCCUUGAGCGUGCUGCAAGUCAGCCGGAGGCGGCAGACCUGGAUGCUGGAAGCUCCUCCGGCUCGCGAUGGAGUGCUCUGGCCGUUCGUUUGUCCGUUCGGAAGGAUAUUCAGCUCUACCUCCACGGCAGACAAGACACAUCCACACAGUAACAAGAAAAUUAGUGUCAACUAUGACAUUGAUUAAAUCGACUUCGGUACACAAGACAGAAGUUUGUACACAACAAAUUGAGUAUCUUAUGGAGCGAAUGUGAGAAAUCUUGUCUGGUGUGAGCAGUCCUUUUUCAUUCGAUCUGCCGUAAGCACGUAGGGUGAUGAUGGGGUAGGAAAGGUGGACCAAGAUGGCAGAAGGAAGGCAGUCACGCCAUAGCUACAAAUCGUUCAUAGCAAAUUUGUUAACUUGGCUCCGGUUCAUGGAAGAAGACUUGAUUCUACUCUGUCAUCAUAGUAGAGGUAGAGGUUCCAAUGCUCUGUUGCUGCAGAGCUGAGUUGUGCAGUUGGAAUUCAAUGCAUAUGUGAUUUUCUGGAUGGCCCUAUGUGCAGAAAUGUAGCAAAGUUCAGUGGUGCAGAAGUUUCAAAGUGAUAAAAAAACUUGACAAUGUUGAAUGCUUAUACCAUUAGUGUAUUGUAUUGUUGGUAUCCUGCCAGCAUUCUUGGGUUCUGUUGCAUCGAGAUUGUAUUUCCAAGUGACGAUUGAAUCGAUAACUUUUCUGUGA